This is a messenger RNA of Haemonchus placei, 753 nucleotides long. NCBI's taxonomy places the organism in Eukaryota, Metazoa, Nematoda, Chromadorea, Rhabditida, Trichostrongylidae. The record is from the annotation of a GenBank genome assembly.
UUACUUCAAGAAGGGUCCCAGUUUGUUGUUUUUGAAACAUCUCUCGAUUAUCACAAAGACAGUCGGUUCUCCAUCGUAGCUGCCGGAUUUAUCGACAGCGUUUGUAGCAUCGAUUGCAACUCUCUGGUGGUUCCUGUCCAACCAACGUACCUUAUAUCGCUUCCUUUUCAGGUUCUCCACCUGCUCAAUAAAAUUGAAAUCUUUCCAACUGGUCGUGUCAAUAUAAAGGAACUCAAAGAACCCUUUCGGAACAGAAGUAAUAUCUACGAGAUCGAACGGCUUCAGCUUAUCACUCUCAGGAAGAUCCUAAAACGGUGCAGAAAUAUCGAGUACCGUUACCAUGCUUAUGCCAAUGGUUUUUGGAAAAAGGGUUUUUGGGUUGUUACGGUAAUAGAAAACAUACUAUCAUCUCAAAGCUCUGUGAGAAUUUCGAGUCCUUCACUCCUCUCCGACGUCUCACUGCUGUUUUCGUCACGAAAUCACCAAGAUUCAACCUGAACCAGUAGAGGUCAUGACCAUAUCGAACAGGAGCCGAUCGUAUCCAAUUUCACAAGGUGGGCAGAAAUUACAGAACUCAUACCCUUUCUCUCUCUUCGGUUCAUGAUCGUCACCAUCAAUCUGCUCAUUUUCCUCGACUUCACUGAUUGUGAUCUGAAAUGGGGUGAAGAAUACAUUGCUCUAGACUGUACUAUCAUAGGCCAAGGUGAAGAUAAUGUGGCAAAGGGGGGUGGGGGUAGAAGCAGAUCAAAUUAG